AUGGAAUCUCUUGGCGUGCAAAAGACUAUCAAUUCCCUCCAAGCCAACUGGGUAUGGGUACCCAACUGGGUUGACUCGUCGAUAAUCAGUACAGCCGCACGAUUGGUCUCUUUUACUCGCAGAUUCGACCUUCACUCCAUUCCUGACGAGGCUAUCCUCCACUUUUCUGCCGAUACCAGAUACAAGCUUUUCGUAAAUGGGUCUCGAGUAGCUGUUGGACCUUCGAAAGGUCAUUCCACUAUAUGGUACUAUGAUAGCCUGGACAUCGCUCCGUGGUUGCGAGAGGGGAAGAAUGACAUUGAGUUCUUGGUAAUUAGAUACUUCGCCGGAUCUCGAGGUGGUAUGCCUUUUGAGAGAACAACAUUUCCUGGUUUUACUAUUAUUGGUACCGCUGGAGAUGUGGAUUUGAAGUCGGCCAAAGGAUGGUCUGCUGUUGUAGAUGAAAGCAGGCAGUAUCCAACGGGUCUGGUGGAUGACGUGUUCCUUCAUAUCAACGAACGAGUCUCUCCUACGGCUAUCAAUAACUCUGUGACACCGAUUCCAUACUCUUUCAAAACAUUGAAUGGAGAGCUCGCUCCUUGGCGUUUGCAACCCCGUGCCAUACCCAUGCCAGAGAGUUCGCCAGUAUCAGUGAACUCUAUCCAAAACGCUCAUAGUACAACCUCUAAUGACGACUGGACUUCCUAUCUCUCUGGCAACAGAAGUCUCACUCUCUUACCCUCUACUGAGCACAAGCUUGAUAUUCAGGCGGAUGUACAUUCUACCGCAUUCACUCGAUGGACAUUCAAGGCGAAAGAAGAUACGCAAAUUAAACUGAAAUUGACUUACUCGGAAGGCUAUGAAUUGGAACCGCGAAUGUAUCCUUGGUUACGUACCAAAGCGAACCGGACGGACUCUAAGAACGGACUCCUUCUUGGUCCUUACGAUGAGGUAGUCUUGGACAUCCCGGCUGGAAAGUCUACCUCGUACGAACCGUUCUGGUUUCGAACAUUCCGACUGAUACGCUUUGACAUUAGUGUUGGUGAGAACCCUGUAGAGCUUGUGUCAUUCGAAGCAACACAAGUAAAUUAUCCGUUAGCUGUCAAAGGAAGUUGGAAAGAACCGGGAGACGAUUAUAGUGAAAGAAUCUGGGAUGUGUCGAUCAGAACACUGAGAAAUUGUAUGUUUGACGGAUAUUCAGACUGUCCUUUUUACGAACAGCUUCAAUAUUCUGGAGACAGUCGAUCUGUUGGUCUAUUUCACUUCCUGAUCUCCGGUGAUGAUCGUCUCAUGCGACAAGCUAUCACAAAUUACGCCGCUUCCAUAACUCCCGAGGGUCUCACACAAUCUCGGUUCCCCUCUCAUGUACCUCAAAUCAUUGCCGGGUUUUCGCUUUAUUGGAUAUUGCAGAUCUGCGAUCACUAUCUUUUCUUUGGUGAUACAGCCUACUCUCGAUCCUUUGUACCCAGGAUCGACGGGGUCUUCGAAUUCUUCGACCAACACAUCGAUGAGCUCGGUCUCGUUAGUGGUAUCAGUGAGGAUGUUUGGCAAUACUGUGAUUGGGUCACUACGUGGGGUGCAACAGAUGAACAUCCCGAUAAGGGCGUUCCAAGCUCGGGGAGGAAGAGUAAUAGACAUACUUAUCUCAGUUUGCUUUACGCUUACGUACUUGGAGAAGCCGCCAAGCUUCUACGACAAGUGGGCAGAUCUGGCAAUGCUGAAGAAUACGAGAUCCGGGCACAAUCUCUUAGAAAGGCAAUCAAAAAGCAUUGCUAUGAUGGACAAUUUUUCACCGACUCUACGGCGGAUAUUGCAGAUGAUCUUGCUUAUUCCCAACAUUGCCAAGUAUUUGCUGUCCUUGCUGGUGUUCCUCCAGCGGAAGAAGCGCAGAGGCUUCUGACUCAAGCGUUCUCGGAUGCAAGAUUCUCCAAGUGUUCUUAUGUUAUGAUGUUUUACGCACUUCGAGCGUUUGCCAAAGCUGGUGACAAAGUAUAUGAAGAUUACUAUUCGACUGCUUGGAUCCCGUGGAGGCGAAUGUUGGAUAACAAUCUGACAACAUGGGAGGAAGACGAUGUACGUCAGAGAUCGGAUUGUCACGCUUGGGGCAGCGUUCCCAUAUAUGAAUACUGCACUCAAGUAGCUGGUGUACAGCCUAUCGCUGCUGGGUGUAGCAAGAUUCUUUUCAAACCUCGUUUGGGGCUUUCCGAGAAUUUAGGAGUCAAGGUAGCUCUUGGUAAAGACAACGUGGCUACUGUCUCAUGGGCCAAAGAGGGAGAUGGUAAGCGAGUCAAUCUUACAUUACUCAAGGCUAUCGAAGUUAUCAGCCAGCUGCCCAACGGAAAGGAAGAGAAGCAUGGUUUGGUGGAUUCUUUGCACUUUUUGUAUUGA
Messenger RNA from Kwoniella shivajii, 2367 nucleotides. RefSeq lists its product as uncharacterized. Gene Ontology annotation, biological process: carbohydrate metabolic process. Lineage: Eukaryota; Fungi; Basidiomycota; Tremellomycetes; Tremellales; Cryptococcaceae. The coding region runs from base 1 to 2367 and encodes 788 amino acids. The record is from RefSeq and is a predicted model, not a curated record. The transcript is spliced from 4 exons.